Messenger RNA from Penicillium mononematosum, 1314 nucleotides. RefSeq lists its product as uncharacterized. NCBI's taxonomy places the organism in Eukaryota, Fungi, Ascomycota, Eurotiomycetes, Eurotiales, Aspergillaceae. Gene Ontology annotation, cellular component: cytoplasm. The coding region runs from base 1 to 1314 and encodes 437 amino acids. The transcript is spliced from 5 exons. The record is from RefSeq and is a predicted model, not a curated record. Gene Ontology annotation, biological process: amino acid activation for nonribosomal peptide biosynthetic process; secondary metabolite biosynthetic process. Gene Ontology annotation, molecular function: catalytic activity; phosphopantetheine binding.
AUGGAGAAGGAGGUAGUAACUGAUCCUCUACCGCAGGAGAUCCCAAGCGACGCACCCGAUGAAGGGGGGGUCGCUAUCUCGCCCCGCGGCGAAUACUUGGAUGGUCGUCUCUCUCACCAUUGCCCUUUGCCUAGGUGUCUUUUGCAUGUCAUUGACUCGGUUCGAGGGGAAGAUCGUCUCGUCCAGUUUCAGCACCUCGACUACCAGCUGGAUAUGGUUCGAUCUCAGUUGAAUUUGCUGAAAUCGGAUUCUAUCGAGGAAAUCUAUCCCUGCUCUGAUGCUCACAGUGGAGUGUUGGAGCUCUAUACGUCUAAUUACACAGUGCAGUUUUCGAAAUUUGUGCUACGGGAUCAGUCACUCCGAUGCAGCAAGAAUGCCCUUUCGGAACUGAAAAGCCUUGAAUCAGUCAAAUCCUGGGGCCUGUCGCCACCACACCGGCUAAUCAUCGGUCAGGGCCAUUCCGGGGCGAUCUUCAUAAGGCUGGAAACCGGCUGCGCCCUGAUUGACGCCUUUUCCAUGACCAUCCUACUAGAGGAGCUUUCUCUCCUGCUCCAAGGUGAGCCUUUGCCAGAGCAAGGGAUCUCGUAUCGUGAAUAUCUGUCUCAUCUGCGCAGCCAGUCAUCUUCAGAAACAUUGAAAUACUGGACACAGGCGCUUUACGGAGUUUACCCUUCCCACCUUCCCAGAGUCCCUGCCACGCAGUCACCUCUGCCUCAAUCUCGCUCACAGAGCCGCUGUCUGCCAUUUGCACAAUUAAAGCGUCUAGAUUCCUUCUGGCGCUUCAAUAAUCUCACCAUCACCAACGUUUUCCAGCUAGCAUGGGCCUUAACCCUCGCUCACUAUACCAAUUCCCGCGAUGUGUGCUUCGGAACCAUCACAUCGGGCCGUGAUCCCCCUACCUUGAAGUACGCCCUGCAACAGAACCAGGAGGAUAUUCAGCGUCGAAAUGACCACCAAUACUGUUCCAUACCAGGCACGAUCCGCAAAUCUGGAAUAAGGAGCAUGGACAACGACCAGCAGCUGUUUAAUACAAUCUUGGCAGUUCAGAACCCAUUCUCAACACAAUCAUCCACUGCAAAAGAUGGGAGCAACGAGAUCGAUAUCGAACUCAUCGAUUUGGAGGAUGCAACUGAGUAUGACCUCUGCGUUGCUAUUCUUCCCGCCGCUUCCCACCUCAAGGUGGAACUGCGCUAUUGGUCGACGACCGUAUCUGAGGAAUAUGCUUCGGAUAUUCUGGAUCGCCUUUUCAGCCAGCUGGAACAAAUUGUGCAUCAUGCGACCAAGCCAUUGAGUGUCAUUACUGGCAUUGGAUGA